UUAGAGUCAGCAAGAGAGACACAAGACCUAGUCUGAGAGCAAGACAUUCAAAUAUAAAAGCCUCACUUAACAUAACAUUUUUUUUUCUUUCUUUUCUGGAUGGUGACUCUACUAGCCACUAACAAAGAUAGUUGGAGACGAGCCUGAAGAAAAUCGACUUUUGAAGAGCCUCAAAAACUUGUAUGGAAUUAUAAGCCAUUUUCAUUAAUGAUUUUUCAUUUUGUGGGUUUCUUUCACUCUUUGACCAUGUGGCACAAGUAUCUGCUGAGUCUGGUUCUUCUGUUAGCACUGACAGAGAACAUCCUGAUGAAUACAGACUGCAGACCUGGACAGAUAAUGCGCAGAGGAAAGUGUGUAGAUGAGAAUGAGUGUGAGACUAAUCCAUCCAUUUGUGGAAGAAAUGCAACUUGCUUCAACACUGUUGGCAGCUACUACUGUCAAUGUCAUGAAGGAUUCAAACCUAAUAAUCAGUCACCUCAUAAUUUCACACAAGCAGAUUCGAUUGAAUGUAAAGACAUCAAUGAAUGUUUGGUCAACAGCACUGAUUGUGGUCCUAAUACAACAUGUAAUAAUACUGAAGGAGGUUAUAAUUGCACAUGUGCAACUGGCUACAUUUCCAGCACUGGAAAAGACAUAUUGAAUUCAGGACAAGGAGUUCAGUGUACUGACAGAGAUGAAUGCAGUGAUCCCAGUUUUUGUGGAAAACAUGCAUCAUGUCAUAACACUGCUGGAGGUUUCUUCUGCAUCUGUGAAGCUGGAUUCAGACUAAAGUCAGGAGGAACUAACUUCACUAAUACAAGUGAACUCUGUGAGAGUAGGACUAAUUCAAGUUUAGAUCUUAUGUCUGACGUAUUAUUAACUGCGAUAAAAGCAUCCCAGCCAUUUCCAGAGUUCACAAAUCUGGUCUCUUUGAUGACCAACAUCAGUCAGAUACUGAAUCAGAGUGAACCUGUCAGAAUGAAGGACUUUACAAAACAAGACAGAAAAAGUUUUUUGCAGGCAUUUCAGAAUGCUCUUGAUGAUCUGCUUCGUGGUGGCUUCAGUGCUGAUAGUGCUAAGGUCUCAGCGUUGUUUAGUAUUGUGGAAAGCAUGCUAAAACUGAUAGGACAUCAGCAGUCAGAAAGCCCGACCAGGAGAGAAAGCUCUACAACUGAUGUGGAGCUGUUAGUAAUGAGGGGCAAUUCUCCACCUGAGGGUGUUUUCGUGAUGAACACUAGUGGAGCACAGUUAACCUCCCACUGGGAAACAGCAACAGGAAAUACAUACCUCGGCUUCACGACUACAGCUCUGCUCAGCUACAAUGGUCUGGAGAAAUCACUCGAUGGCUUUUUUGACCAUUUAGAGACAAAGAAAAAUGAAACUUUCAAGAUCAAUUCAAAAGUAGUGACCGCCACUGUUAGCAACAAAGAGACAAACAAUCUAACGAAACGAGUAAAUUUCACAUUUUAUCACUUGGAGAUUUCCCCCAAGGAAAAGAAUGAGAAGCAAAGGCCUGUGUGUGUGUUUUGGGAUCCUGAGCUGGACGGGGGCGCGUGGUCAACGCGGGGCUGCACUACAGUGAGCUUCAGUCCCGAUCGGACCAACUGCUCCUGUAAUCACCUCAGCAGCUUUGCUGUACUUAUGGCUCUCUAUGAUAUUGGGGAUGUGUACGAGCUGCGUGUGAUCACACUGGUGGGACUGUCGCUGUCUCUGAUCUGCUUCCUCAUCUGCAUUGUCACGUUUUAUUUCGUGCGAUCCAUCCAGAGCACCCGCAACACCAUCCACCUGCACCUGUGCAUCAGCCUCUUCAUCGCCUACUUUGUGUUCCUCGUGGGCAUCUCCCGCACAGAGAAUGAGGUGGGCUGUUCAGUCGUUGCAGGUAUUCUGCACUACUUCUUCCUGGCUUCCUUCUGCUGGAUGUGUCUGGAAGGAGUGCAGCUCUUCCGCAUGGUGGUGCUGGUCUUCAACACAACGCUGAGACCCGUCUAUAUGUUUGCCGCUGGUUAUGGAGUUCCUGCUGUAAUCGUGGCCAUUUCAGCCUUAGUGAAUGCAAGUGGAUAUGGCACCAAAAAGCACUGUUGGCUCAACAUCGAAGAUGGCUUCAUCUGGAGCUUUUAUGGGCCAGUUUGUGUCAUAAUUAUUGUGAAUGUAUUAUUCUUCCUCAUAACAAUAUCGAAGCUGGCAGAAAAGUUUUCCUCCCUCAACCCAGACUUAGACAGUCUGCACAAAAUCAAGGCAUUUACGAUUACUGCAAUCGCUCAGCUGUGCAUCCUUGGCAUCAUGUGGGUGUUUGGCUGUUUUCAGUUUAAUGAAAACACUGUGGUAAUGUCAUAUAUCUUCACCAUACUAAGCAGCCUGCAGGGGGUGCUGAUGUUCAUCAUGCACUGCUGGCUCGCAAAACAAGUGAGAGAGGAGUAUGCCAAAUUCCUGUCCUGUAUCUGCACACCACACAAGAGGAAAUAUUCAGAGUUCACCUCAAACCAAUCAAGCAAACCGCAGGCCUCCAGGAGCGAUACUCACACCGGUGAAUCACACAUUUAAGAGGUUAUUUCCACAAGACCAUUCAAUUUUCCAUCUGUUUGCAAGUUGGAGUGUCACAUUAUUUCUCUAUCUGCUUACUGUGAAAAUAUUCAUACAUUGUAUUUGG
Molecule: messenger RNA, 2626 nt
Organism: Carassius auratus (goldfish)
Lineage: Eukaryota; Metazoa; Chordata; Actinopteri; Cypriniformes; Cyprinidae
Product: CD97 antigen
Exons: 18
Coding region: 208-2520 (770 amino acids)
Biological process (GO): cell surface receptor signaling pathway; adenylate cyclase-activating G protein-coupled receptor signaling pathway
Cellular component (GO): plasma membrane
Molecular function (GO): G protein-coupled receptor activity; calcium ion binding
Source: RefSeq, a predicted model, not a curated record